UCUGAGCUGCUGUUGUGAAUCCACCGAUCUCCAGUCAAUGAAAUAAGCAGCCUGUAUUCUCCUGGAGCACACACCUGCACUGCCACAGGAUGGUUUGUUUCUUUAGAAGUUGUUUAUGGCCUGGCUGGAAGCCAAGUGAAAGUUCUCCAAGCUGAAGGAAGGACACGGAGCAGUUAAAGUUCUGCUAAAGUAUUUAGAAACUGCUGAGAAAAGACUAGGCUUUGAGAUGGCCUUUGUGCCAACGAAGAGGAAAAAGAACACCAAAUCCAUGAUGCAAGGAGGCAACCAACAGCAGGCCAGAUCCUUAUCAGCUGACAGAGCUAGUUCUAGCACCUUUGAAGUGGAGCCUGAUGAAGCCAGGUCUAAAGAGAAUACAACAUGUGGUGAGGCAUGCCCUGAAGAAAAACAGUCAGAAGAAAAGAUACCGGAAACACCACAGGGUCCAGGACCAUAUUUUUAUAUUGGUGGAUCUAAUGGAGCUGGGCUUGUGAGUAUCUACUGCCAGAGAAGAGGCUGGCAGCGUAUCUAUGACAACAGAAGAGAGGAUUAUGCACUGAAAUGGUGUGAGACCAAGUGCCGAGAGACCUAUUACCACUUCAAAGAAGGUGAACAACUUCUCUACCAGAUUCCCAACAACAGAAUCCUCACCACUAAGAUAGGUCUUUUAAGCUGUCUGAGAGAACAAGAGCGGGUGAUGAACAAGAUCAGCUGGAGCUCUAAUUCCAAAUUACUGAAGAUGGAAGAAUUCUUCCCAGAAUCUUUUCGUCUGGAUAUAAAAGAUGAAAGAAAUGCCUUUUUUGAGCUUUGCAAAGAAGAACAGAUUUGGAUCUGCAAACCAACUUGCUCUAACCAAGGUCGAGGAAUUUUCCUGCUUAAAAAUCAAGCUGCUGUCAACACCUUUCAAGCCAAGCUCCACAGCGCUGAGGAAGACCAACUCAGUAAGAAGAUGUCAUGCAAAGCUCCCCAGGCAAGAAUAGUGCAAAGGUAUAUUCACCAUCCUCUGCUCCUAGAAGGCAAGAAGUUUGAUGUCCGGUCCUACCUCCUUAUUGCCUGCACAGCACCAUAUGUGUUAUUUUUUGCCCAAGGUUAUGUCCGGUUGACCUGUACCAAUUAUGAUGCUGCUUCAGAUGAUCUGACUGCUCAUCUGACAAAUCAGUACAUGCAGAAGAAGAACCCCCUGUACAGCCAGCUGAAAGAGGAGACAGUUUGGCGGAUGGAGCACUUCAACAGCUAUGUUAAUGAGAAGUUUAGAAAAGUCAAUGGCCUCCCCAAGGACUGGGUUCUCACUGUGUUUACUAAAAGGAUGCAGCAGAUCAUGAUGCAGUGCUUCCUGGCAGCCAAACUCAAACUAGAGCGCAAACUGGGCUACUUCGAUCUCAUCGGCUGUGACUUUUUAAUUGAUGAAAACUUUAAGGUAUGGCUUCUGGAGAUGAAUGCAAAUCCAGCGUUGCAUACCAACUGCAAAGUCUUGAGACACGUCAUUCCUACUAUGGUCUAUGAGAGUCUUGAUUUGGUUCUUGAGAUUUUCAACAAGUGCCUCAAGGGCCAGAGUGUUUUACCUUUAGAGACACUCUGCCAUUUUGUGCUUCUCUAUAAGGAAGAUGCUGCAGCCCCUGGCCAGAAAUCCUCGAAGCUCAGAACUCGCCCAUGCAUGGGCAGAUACUUGAGGCCAAACACAGACAGCCCCAGCCACUUUGGUCGGAGCCCUGCCAAAGCAUUGGAGAACUCUUCCGAGAAGCUCAGUUGCUCUGGAAAAAAGGUUGGCUUUUUGCCUAACAAGCUUUGUCAGCGAACUGUCCUACCUAUCCCACAUGUACAACUCUUCAAUCAUGAGGGAAAACUCUCUGAACCAUUACAGAAGGGAGGGCUUUCACAAGUCCGGAAGACAUAAAAAGAAAAUAAAAGCUAAGGUUGUAUGUGC
Molecule: messenger RNA, 1921 nt
Organism: Dromaius novaehollandiae (emu)
Lineage: Eukaryota; Metazoa; Chordata; Aves; Casuariiformes; Dromaiidae
Gene: TTLL10
Product: tubulin tyrosine ligase like 10
Exons: 12
Coding region: 227-1891 (554 amino acids)
Biological process (GO): protein polyglycylation
Molecular function (GO): protein-glycine ligase activity, elongating
Source: RefSeq, a predicted model, not a curated record